This is a messenger RNA of Drosophila mojavensis, 1540 nucleotides long. RefSeq names its product V-type proton ATPase 16 kDa proteolipid subunit (gene Vha16-1). Lineage: Eukaryota; Metazoa; Arthropoda; Insecta; Diptera; Drosophilidae. The coding region runs from base 146 to 625 and encodes 159 amino acids. Gene Ontology annotation, cellular component: proton-transporting V-type ATPase, V0 domain. The transcript has 4 exons. Gene Ontology annotation, molecular function: proton-transporting ATPase activity, rotational mechanism. Gene Ontology annotation, biological process: proton transmembrane transport. The record is from RefSeq and is a predicted model, not a curated record.
AGUGCCGUAUCCAAAAGCAGAGCGUGCUUUAGUCGCAUAGCAGCAGCAGCAGCCACCAAUAAACCCGAAAGGCCAGCCACAGAAGCGAGUUGCUUUAAAUUAGAUUUCUAAUCACCCCAAAACACACAACAAAAAACAAAGCAAAAUGUCUUCAAGUACGAGCAUCGACAAUCCCAUCUAUGGCCCCUUCUUCGGUGUUAUGGGCGCUGCAUCCGCCAUCAUCUUCUCAGCACUCGGCGCCGCUUAUGGCACUGCCAAGUCUGGUACCGGUAUUGCUGCCAUGUCGGUGAUGCGUCCUGAACUGAUCAUGAAAUCCAUCAUUCCUGUGGUCAUGGCGGGUAUCAUUGCCAUUUACGGUCUGGUCGUCGCCGUCCUGAUUGCCGGCCAACUUGAUGUUCCCCAGAAUUAUAGCCUGUACAAGGGCUUCAUUCACCUGGGCGCUGGCCUGUCCGUCGGCUUCUCGGGCAUGGCGGCCGGCUUCGCGAUCGGCAUUGUGGGCGAUGCCGGUGUCCGUGGCACGGCACAGCAGCCUCGUCUGUUCGUCGGCAUGAUCCUGAUUCUCAUUUUCGCUGAAGUGUUGGGUCUCUACGGCUUGAUUGUUGCCAUUUACAUGUACACGAAAUAAAUCAAUCAAUUCAACACACACCCAACAACAAGUAGACAAACAGCCCAGCAAUCAACAACAACAACAAGAGCAACUAAAACAACAACUGCAAGUAAAUCGUGCACCACAUUUAAUCAAAUCACCAUCCAGCAAUAACAAAUGUCAACAAAACUUGGUGGCAACUCUGGUGGCCGUUUGUAUAUAGCAACAAAAACAAAAAACUAAAAAAAACGACUGUAAAUGCACAGUUGGGCGCCGCCAUUGUCGUCACAUAAGGAUGAUGAUGAUUAAGAAGAACAUCAACAACAACAGCAACACCAUUUAUAAUUCCCUGUUAUUUGCCGCUUUUACUUUGCAUACACGCAUACAUAUGUGCAUAGAGAUAUCAUGUAUGUAUGUGUUAAUUGAUCAAUUGCUGGUCCACUGUUUAGUUUAGUUUAUUUUUUCCGUUCAAAUCAAUUUUGCAGUUAAGUUCAUAAAGUUGUAAUCAAAUAUCAAAUUUGUCUCUUACUCUUUUCCUUUAUCUUUAUUAUUUUUUGCGCUUCACAAAUCGUGUGCUCUUUGUUAUUUGUUUUUUCCAUUAUUAUUAUUAAAUAAUGUUUAGUGUAUAUGUAAAAUUCGUUAACGAACUCUGUAAAGAAAACCCAUAACAAUUGUAAAUUUGCAUACAGCUGCAACAACAAAUGAAACAAAUUUAGCGAAAAGGGCCAAACAACAACAAAAGUUAAAUUAAAUAAAUCACAUGUCGAUACCAACAACAGCAACAGUAGACGAAAAAACACUUGCGAAGGAAUAGAAACGGUGACAACGCUUGCAGCGUUGCCACCUCGCGAGACAACUGUGCAAGCGACAACGUUGUUGUUGGCGAUAAGAAAAAGACACAACAAAAACUACUUGGCAAUACUUCAACAACUGCAACAACAACAACCAACUACA